This is a messenger RNA of Bolinopsis microptera, 1893 nucleotides long. Its product is annotated as acid ceramidase-like. Gene Ontology annotation, biological process: fatty acid metabolic process. Gene Ontology annotation, molecular function: N-acylsphingosine amidohydrolase activity; fatty acid amide hydrolase activity. Gene Ontology annotation, cellular component: lysosome. The record is from RefSeq and is a predicted model, not a curated record. Lineage: Eukaryota; Metazoa; Ctenophora; Tentaculata; Lobata; Bolinopsidae. Bases 29 to 1171 code for a protein of 380 amino acids. The transcript has 8 exons.
CAAGCUGACUAUCAAAUUAUUAUUCAGGAUGAAGGUUGGAAUUGCCCUAGUUCUCACAAGCCUCCUCUGUAUUUGCUGCAAUGGACAAGUUGUAGAAAAAUGUCGCACGGACACAUUUCCUCCCCCAGAUGACACUAAACUGUCUACUGUUGUCGUUAAUCUCAACAAAGCACCUGAACAUCGAUGGGAUGAAGCUAUUACUCCUUACAAAGCUGAUAUUGUGAGCCUGAUUGAGACCAUCACUGACAAUGUGAAUAAAUAUGUUCUUGAAGUAGCUGACAUUGCAUUUGAUCUACUGCUGCAAACACUUCCAGAUCCAUAUAAAUCAGAAAUAAAGGGAGUUGCAAAGAUACUUGGACUACCUGAGGGACAAGUUGUACUAUACAACAUAUUCUAUGAGCUUUUCACUGUUUGUACAUCUAUUAUUGAAGAAGAUUCCAAUGGACAGCUCUACCACGCCAGGAACUUAGACUUCGGUCUCUUCCUCGGAUGGGACAAUGCAAAUGACACCUGGCUUAUGAGUGAACGUCUCAGAAAGAUUGUUGUCAAUAUUGACUUCCAGCGAGAUGGCAAAACUGUCUAUCAGUCUGCAUCAUUUCUUGGAUACGUUGGCCUGCUAACUGCUGUGAAACAGCCACUAUUUACUCUAACUAUAAACGAAAGAUUCAACAAAGAGGGUGGUUUCGUUGGAAUAUAUCGCUGGAUCCUGGGAAACAGGAACGCUAAAUGGAUGGGAUUCCUGACCCGGGAUGUUAUGGAGAGCGCGAACAGUUACAGCGAGGCUAAGCACAUGCUGAGUACCCAGGAGCUACUUGCUCCAGCAUACUAUAUUCUGGGAGGGAAUAGUACUGGGGAGGGUGUUAUCAUUACAAGGGGACUCAACGGAGUAGAGGAUUAUCAGGAGCUGAACAUAACGUCUGGUCGGUGGUUCUUGCUCCAGACAAACUAUGACCCUUGGGAUGAGGCACCUUUCUUUGACGACAGGAGGACCCCUGGUAACAUGUGUGUCAAACAGUGGGGUCAAGAGAACGUUGGAUACAAGUCACUGUUCAAUGUGUUGAGCACUAAACCAAACCUGAACAAGCUAACAGUGUACAGCACUGUCAUGACUGUCAGAGGUGAUAUCCAGAGCUGGCUACAGCAGUGUAAAACACCUUGCACACCCUGGUAAAACACUUUGGUAAACACCUUGUUCAGUGUACAAUGUACAAUGUACAGUGUACAGUGUGCACCUUGUGUGUACAGUCUGGUGAUUUGAAAAGUGAAGGUUGGGAUAAGCUAGGAUCAGCACAGAGCCUGGGCAUCUUCUUAUCGAUUAUGGUCCGGAUGAAGGCUUUCAAUUUGCGCAACGCACGCUUAGUAACCCUUAGUAACGCUUAGUAACGGGAACUCUUUUGUUAUUGAACUGAAUGUUUUGUGUGGAGUGACGAAAUUUAAUAUAAUGUGGCCUAUCAGAAUGAUACGUUUGAUUUUUUAGAACGUUUUUAGCGGUAAGAUUGAUUUUUGUAAAGUUCAUGAUUUCGUAAGUUUUGAUGUUUGAUAGUUUUGGAUUUUUAUGAUUUUCUAGCUUGCAAAAUUUUUCCAAUUUAAGACAGAUUUCAGACUGUUUGGACAGAUUUCAGUAUUUUUAUAAUUGAUUUAUUUGUUUUUCAAAAUUGUUGAGUGUUUUACAAAAUCUUAGUUAAUAUAAAGAGUUUAAAUGACUAUCAAUUAUCGGUUCAAUGAUAAAGAACAUAGUGCAGAAAGACAGAUUAUUAUAUCAAGAUAAAUCAAGACUGAGCCUUAACUUUCACGCAUGUUUUACUUUUUAACCUUGAUACGAAAGUUUGGAAUCAAAGUUUAAACAUUGUAAUGUACGUAAUCAAUUAAAAUUGAAUAAUGAUUUCUUUUCAA